Messenger RNA from Alexandromys fortis (reed vole), 3281 nucleotides. RefSeq names its product semaphorin 4A (gene Sema4a). Bases 321 to 2606 code for a protein of 761 amino acids. Gene Ontology annotation, biological process: positive regulation of cell migration; semaphorin-plexin signaling pathway; neural crest cell migration. Lineage: Eukaryota; Metazoa; Chordata; Mammalia; Rodentia; Cricetidae. The record is from RefSeq and is a predicted model, not a curated record. Gene Ontology annotation, cellular component: plasma membrane. The transcript is spliced from 15 exons. Gene Ontology annotation, molecular function: chemorepellent activity; semaphorin receptor binding.
GAGGAGGUGUGUCUCCUACUGAGCCUGUGAGCCUCUCCCUCCUCCAGUCUCCCCGCCCUGAUCCACCCUUCAUCAACUUCCGCCCAAGCCAGGAUCUGUCACAACUCGAGGUAGAAAUUCAGGUUUCCCUGGCCUGGAACCCACAGCGGCUGGCUCUCGCAGGAUGGGUGCCUGGAGGGCCGCACUCCCAUUCCAGCCAGGUUGAGCCUUCUUUAUCUGCCUGAACCCCCUCCUUUGCCUUGGAUGCUUCAGGGUUUGAACUCAGGACUUCUCAGUGUGACUGGCUCAAGGAGCCAUCUGGUGACAGUCUCUGUCUGACCAUGGCCCUACCAUCCCCGGGCCAGGACCCCUGGAGUCUCCUGGGUGGUUUUUUCUGCCAACUGCUCCUGCUGCUGUCACUGCCACCUGCUACUGGGACUGGUGGGCAGGGGCCCGUGCCCAGAGUCAAAUAUCAUGCAGGAGAUGGGCACAGAGCCCUCAGCUUCUUCCACCAAAAAGGCCUCCGAGACUUUGACACGCUGCUCCUGAGUGCCGAUGGCAACACUCUCUAUGUGGGAGCUCGAGAGGCUGUCCUGGCCCUGAAUAUCCAGAGCCCAGGAAUCCCCCAGCUGAGGAACAUGAUACCCUGGCCAGCUAGUGAGAGAAAAAAGAAUGACUGUGCCUUUAAGAAGAAAAGCAGUGAGACACAGUGUUUCAACUUCAUCCGUGUCCUGGUCUCUUUCAACACCACCCACCUCUAUGCCUGUGGGACCUUUGCCUUCAGCCCUGCUUGUGCCUUCAUUGAGCUCCAAGAUUCCCACCUGUUGCCCAUCCUAAAGGACAAGGUCAUGGACGGGAAGGGUCAAAGCCCCUUUGACCCGGCUCACAAGCACACAGCUGUCUUGGUCGAUGGGAUGCUCUACUCGGGCACCAUGAACAACUUCCUGGGCAGUGAGCCCAUCCUGAUGCGGACACUGGGUUCACAGCCUGUUCUCAAGACUGACAUCUUCCUCCGCUGGCUGCACCCGGAUGCCUCCUUCGUGGCAGCCAUCCCAUCUACCCAGGUCGUCUAUUUCUUCUUCGAGGAGACAGCCAGCGAAUUUGACUUCUUUGAGGAGCUGUACAUAUCCCGAGUGGCUAGAGUCUGCAAGAACGAUGUGGGUGGUGAAAAGCUGCUGCAGAAGAAGUGGACCACCUUCCUGAAGGCCCAGCUGCUCUGCACCCAGCCAGGCCAGCUGCCAUUCAACAUCAUCCGCCACGCGGUCCUGCUACCCGCCGAUUCUUCCUCCGUUUCCCGCAUCUAUGCAGUCUUUACCUCCCAGUGGCAGGUUGGUGGGACCAGGAGCUCGGCUGUCUGCGCCUUCUCUCUCACCGACAUCGAGCGUGUCUUUAAAGGAAAGUUCAAGGAGCUGAACAAGGAAACUUCCCGAUGGACCACUUACAGGGGCCCGGAGGCCAACCCGAGGCCAGGCAGCUGCUCCACAGGCCCGUCCUCGGACAAGGCUUUGACCUUCAUGAAGGACCAUUUCCUGAUGGAUGAGCACGUGGUAGCAAGGCCCCUUCUGGUGAAGUCUGGUGUGGAGUACACGCAGCUUGCUGUGGAACUAGCUCAGGGUCUGGACGGGAGCAGCCAUGUGGUCAUGUAUCUGGGCACAUCCACAGGAUCCCUGCAUAAGGCUGUGGUACCUGAGAACAGCAGCGCUUAUCUUGUGGAGGAGAUCCAGCUGAGCCCUGAGCCCGAGCCUGUUCGAAACCUGCAGUUGGCCCCCACCCAAGGUGCUGUGUUCGCAGGCUUCUCAGGAGGCGUCUGGAAAGUUCCUCGGGCCAAUUGCAGAGUCUAUGAGAGCUGUGUGGACUGUGUCCUUGCCAGGGACCCUCACUGCGCCUGGGACCCUGAGUCAGGCAUCUGCAGCCUUCUGUCUGGCUCUACCCCGAGAGCCUGGAGACAGGACAUGGAACAAGGCAACCCGGAGUGGGCGUGUGCUCGAGGCCCCAUGCCCAGGAGCCCCAGGCGUCAGAGCCCCCCUCAACUUAUUAAAGAAGUCCUGGCAGUCCCCAACUCCAUCCUGGAGCUGCCCUGCCCUCACCUGUCAGCCCUGGCAUCUUACUACUGGAGUCACGGCAGAGCCACGAUCCCAGAAGCCUCUUCUACCAUCUACAAUGGCUCCCUCUUGCUGCUGCCUCAGGAUGGUGUUGGGGGCCUCUACCAGUGUGUAGCCACUGAGAACGGCUACUCAUACCCUGUCGUCUCCUACUGGGUAGACAGCCAAGACCAGUCCCUGGCCCUGGAUCCUGAACUAGCAGGCGUUCCCCGGGAACGCGUGGAAGUUCCACUGACCAGGGUUGGUGGUGGAGCGUCCAUGGCUGCCCAGCGGUCCUACUGGCCUCACUUUCUCAUCGUCACCGUCCUCUUGGCCAUAGUGCUCUUAGGAGUACUCACCCUCCUCCUCGCUUCCCCACUGGGAGCGCUACGGGCUCGGGGCAAGGUUCAGGGCUGUGGGACACUACCCCCCAGGGAAAAGGCCCCAUUGAGCAGGGAACGGCAUCUCCAGCCCUCCAAGGACUAUAGGACCUCUGCCAGUGACGUCGAUGCUGACAACAGCCAUCUAGGCACUGAAGUGGCUUAAACUGAGGGCACAGAUGGGAACUGAGCAGGGAGAGCCCCUGGUCUGGUGCCUGAGUCUGGCACAGUGCCACCCCGACUAGGGUGAAGGCUUUCCUGCUAUUGUGUGUCACCUGCAGCACCCAGUAGGGCCUCCCCUAGGGGACUUUCUUCUGUAAGCACAUGGACUGUCUCCACGCCUGUACCCAUGCCAGGACAGGAAGAACCAGAUGGGAGUCUUCAGUCUUGAUCAACCAACCCCAAGAGCUUCAGGAGACCCUGAAGCUGUGGCUGUCCAGGAUUCCGUGGUGACACACCCGAGCAUGUGAGCAAGCUGGGGUGGUUCCUGCAAACUUCAUCCUGCAAGCUGCCACUCUGGAAGCAGCUGCUGCUUUGAAACACCAGCCCUCCCUUCUCCUGGGAUCGCCAAGAUUCUUUGGGAGCUGGCCCCCUGUGCUUCCCUGUACCAAUCACGCCCUACUGCUUGGGAAGUCUUUUCUGAAGUCUGACCACCUUCUUGUUUCAGUUUAAACAGGUUGUUACUGUCUCUGCCCUGACUGGAAUGGCGGGCAUAAUCUGAGCCUUGUUCUCUUGUCUAGUGUGGUUGACCCCUUGAAUUCCUCCUUCCUUGUCCCUUUGUUUUGGGAUUCAGAAAACUGCUCGUCACAGACAAUUUAUUUUUUAUUAAAAAAGAUACAAG